AUGAAGGUGAAUGAGGGGAAUCUGAGCUCCGUGAGCACCUUCAUCCUCUUGGGUUUCUCAGAAUACCCACACCUCCAGGCACCACUGUUCCUGGUGUUCCUCGUCAUCUACACAAUCACUCUUCUGGGAAACUUGGGCAUAAUUGUGGUCACAAGGAUCAAUCCCAAACUUCAUACACCCAUGUACUUUUUCCUCAGCCAUCUAUCCUUUCUGGAUAUGUGUUAUUCCAGUGUAUUCACACCCAAACUGCUGGCAAUCCUGGCUGUGGAAGACAGAACCAUCUCCUUCGAAGGAUGCAUGACUCAGUUUUUCUUCAUCUGUGCUUUUGUGAUCACAGAAAUGUUCCUGUUGGCAGUGAUGGCCUACGACAGGUUUGUGGCUGUUUGCAAGCCCCUGCUCUACACAGUUGCUAUGUCUCAUAGGCUCUGUGCUCUCCUGGUGGCUGGGACUUACACCUGGGGUGGCCUCUGCUCUCUGACACUCACAUACUCUCUGUGGGAGCUCUCCUACUGUGGCUCUAACGUCAUCCAUCACUUUGGCUGCGAGUACUCGGCCAUCCUCUCUUUAUCUUGCUCAGACCCCUCCUUCAGCCAGACGGCGUGUUUCAUAAUUUCGACAUUCAACGAAACAUGCAGCCUCCUGAUCAUCCUCGCUUCCUAUGUGUUCAUCGUAGUCACCAUCGUCCAGAUGCCUUCCAAGGGUGGACUCUGGAAGGCCCUCUCCACCUGUGCCUCCCACCUGACUGCCAUCUGCAUCUUCCAUGGGAUCAUCCUGCUUCUCUACUGUGUGCCCAACUCCAAAAGCUCGUGGCUCCUGAUCAAAGUGUCCACUGUGUUGUUUACAGUCAUGAUUCCCAUGCUGAAUCCCCUGAUCUACAGCCUUAGGAACAAAGAUGUGAAGGAGACAGUCAGGAGAUUAAUCAACUCCCGACUGUCUUCUCACUCAAUGAAAUUUUAA
Lepus europaeus (European hare) is the source of this 957-nucleotide messenger RNA. RefSeq names its product olfactory receptor 1165-like. The coding region runs from base 1 to 957 and encodes 318 amino acids. Gene Ontology annotation, molecular function: odorant binding; G protein-coupled receptor activity; olfactory receptor activity. The transcript has a single exon. Lineage: Eukaryota; Metazoa; Chordata; Mammalia; Lagomorpha; Leporidae. Gene Ontology annotation, cellular component: membrane. The record is from RefSeq and is a predicted model, not a curated record. Gene Ontology annotation, biological process: sensory perception of smell; G protein-coupled receptor signaling pathway.